AGACGGACAGCAUCCCUCGUGUCCCGGAGGAGUAGCCGAGCUUUGUUGGUUUUCGGAGCGCUCCCCGCGGUCCCACCCCACCAUCCCCCGAUGCCAUCCCGCAGGUCCCAGGAUCCCGAACCGGACCCGCGCGAGCGCAGCACACCACCGUAACGGACACACUACGACUAUAUUCCGGGAAUACGACAUGACUACGAGCACUACAAUUGCCAGCUGAGCUGGCGUCAAUCAUUCAUAGGAGGUCUUGCUCCCAACAGCAAGCUCCUCUCUCUCUCUCUCUCUCUCUCUCUCCCCCUCUCCCUCUCUCGCUGGUCUUGGCAGACAAAAGCGGAGGCCGAGGGAGGACCGAGCGAGAAAGAGACGAGAGUGUUCUUACCAAGAGUAGGGGGCGACGCAGAGGGCAGAUCAUCCUUGCUGCCGCCUGUGGUCUCGCUCAAUCUCCCUGCGCUGCACUGGCCUUGCAACUGGCCUUGACUCGCUCAAGAUCGAUCUCCCAGCAGGCGAGUGGGGGCGCCAGGUGUCAGCAAUGACGAAGGUAUGGUUCAUAGCAGCGGCAGCUGUCUGCCUACUUCUGUCUAUGCAGAGGGUGGCCGAGGGAUCCGUGCACGAGUACAAUAAUGUUGGACUUGCGCAGAAAGGAAAUGCCUACAUGCUUUACGGUGGCAGUGAGGGUCUCUACGCCACGUCUGCGAAUGCCCAGGGUUCCGGGGUGGCGAAUGGAAAGUCUUACAUAAGGUUCGAUAAUUCUCUUACGUUCCGGAGGACACCAGAAUCAGUAUUGAGCUUCAGUCCUAAGGAUGAAAACACCGGUCUUGUUGAAGCCAUUAUCUUUGAAGUUGCGGAUAUGGACAAGAUUGGAGGUCGAGUACAUGACCAGCGCGCUUUUUGCUGCUCCAAAGACUUGUCGAAAGAAAUCGGGUGCCCUGAGAACGAAGUGAUAAAGCGUGCAUCCGCGGAGGAUCCUAACUGGCCCUUGGCUAUAAGAGUUUACUUUCAGGGUACCGAACUUGAAGCCAAGUUUUUUUUCACAGAUGUCAACAUCACCAAGACGGGCAUGUACACCCUCUACUUCAUCACCUGCGAUGACAGGCUAUCAGGGUUAGUUGUUAGCGGGAAAACUAUGUGGAAAAACCCUUACGGUUAUCUGCCCGGUCGUAUGGCACCUUUGAUGACAUUCUAUGGUUUUCUUUCUCUUUGCUACUUGGUACUGGGACUUUUUUGGUUCAUGCAAUACCUCCGGUUCUGGAAGGAUAUUUUGCAGCUGCAAAACUGUAUCACUGUCGUCAUUGCCCUCGGUAUGGUUGAGAUGGCUAUGUGGUAUUUUGAGUAUGUCAAUUUCAACACCACAGGGUUGAGACCUAUGGGCAUUACAAUCUGGGCAGUUACUUUAGGGGCGGUGAAGAAGACUGUCUCACGUCUACUAAUUUUGGUUGUAUCUAUGGGUUACGGUGUCGUUCGACCCACCCUCGGCGGUUUGACCUCAAAGGUCUUACUUCUUGGAGGAACUUACUUCUUGGCUUCUGAAUCUCUGGACGUGGUGGAAAACGUGGGCACAAUAAACGACCUCUCUGGCAAAGCACGACUCUUCCUUGUGCUCCCAGUGGCGAUUCUAGAUGCAUUCUUCAUCCUCUGGAUCUUUACAUCCCUGUCCAAAACUUUGGAAAAAUUACAGGCAAGGAAGCAGGUUGCAAAGCUUGAUCUGUAUCGCAAGUUCACAAACUCAUUGGCCGUCGGUGUGGUUGUGGCUGUCCUCUGGAUAGGUUAUGAGCUGUACUUCAAGGCCACUGAUUCAUACAGUGAGGGCUGGCAAAACGCCUGGAUCAUAUCUGCUUUCUGGAGUAUCUUAACGUUCUUGUUGCUGUGCGUUGUCUGCGCUCUUUGGGCUCCUUCACAGAAUUCCACCAGAUAUGCCUAUUCUGAGGAUGUUGGCGAAGAUUUCGAUGACGAAUCUGCAGUAGCCCUGACAGCACCUAACGGAGUCGGGAAAACAGUAGCAGUUGAUGCUGAAAAAGCAGCUUCUAAGGAGAGGAAGCCAGUUAACACAGAUGUCUUUAGUCUUGACGAUGAUGUAGAGGAAGAUAAACGAGAGUAGGACUGCCGCGAUCGCGAGCUCCCCAGAAUUGAAGAACGUGAUAAGUAGGCUAUGUUAAUUAGUCAGAGGAGCUGCAUGAUUCUCGCAGUCUCAAUUCAUUACGGAAGUUCAUCUCGCAUUAUUGCUGGAUUGAACUUUUCAGGGAAGUGAUUGACACACUACACCAGCGUUGUGCAACUCACUGCCUGUAGUCAGUUAGGUCACAUCAUUCAUUAAGUCACGGUAAGCUGGUGUUUUCAACUGGCAUAGUUAGUCUAUAGCAACCUCUCUGGGGCGUGCUAGUAGGUGUAAUAUUUGUUCUCGGCUCGGGCUAGGCGAUUCAUUCAACCAGCACUGAGUUUUGAUCACCUGUUCAAUAGUUCUGAAGAGAAGUACUAGGAUGCAGCGUACAAGGAAAGAUUUUCCUAUAUAGGCAAUAACCAUGUCAAGCAGAUGUCGCGAGUUGAUAAUCCAAAUGACGAAGGAGUACAACUGCUCAUGGUUCAUACUGAUAUAUUUUUUCUCUUACUAUUCACAAGAGCCAAAGGAGUGGUACUGAGUGUGGGAAGCUCUGGCCUUAUUCAUGUAACCAGAGAACAAGACCGGUAGUACUGAACCAAUUUUCCUGCAGAGAUUACCAUUUGUAUUUUUUCAAUGAAAAGAGUAAAGUAGGACUUGGACCGAGGUCUCCUUGCACUGGACUGAAAGGACGAAGGACUUCGUUAGUUUUGUUUGAUUAUCUUUCCUACAAUGAAGUGAUCUAGACCA
Marchantia polymorpha subsp. ruderalis is the source of this 2839-nucleotide messenger RNA. NCBI's taxonomy places the organism in Eukaryota, Viridiplantae, Streptophyta, Marchantiopsida, Marchantiales, Marchantiaceae. The record is from the annotation of a GenBank genome assembly.